CUGGUAGAACUCAGUGUUUGUGAUGUUUCCGUUUCCUUGGUUAGGGGAGCUAGAGGCUGUGGGGUAACCAACUGGUAACAUCAGCUUCUGUCUUACUGGGUACAUCAGCGGUCCCUGCCUGGACAGAGGAUUGCAGCCCGCCCUCUAGACCUCUCUGGACGUAUCUUCCCAGCAUCCUCUAGCAAAGAUGCGUCAGCUCAAGGGGAAGCCAAAGAAGGAGACGUCCAAGGACAAGAAGGAGCGCAAGCAGGCCAUGCAGGAGGCCCGGCAGCAGAUCACCACAGUGGUGCUGCCCACCGUGGCUGUGGUGGUGCUCCUGAUCGUAGUGUUUGUGUACGUGGCCACGCGCCCGGCCGUCACCGAGUGAGCGCUCCGUUCCGGCUCUCCUCAAGAGAUGUCUACAGUGCCGAGCUCCAAGCAGGAGUGCCCUGUCUUCUCCGGUCUUGGACUUGACUAAAAUUUCUCUACUUGUUUGGGGGAGGGAAUAGGGAACAUUUUAUCAGUGAAUGUGCCAUACACCUGAUGGUCCACUUCAUGUGCCUUUCAGACUUCAAAGCAGAGCGUGUGUGUGUGUGUGUGUGUGUGUGUGUGUGUGUGUGUGUGUGUGUGUCUUUUCCCCCCUGAAAUCGAUGCAUAGCUGACCUGGGGAGUGGAGGACUCUCUGGGUGAGGCUGUUGGAAUCAGCACCACCCUCCCUCCCAUUCCUGCAACAUGCUUUCCUGCUCCCAUUCACAACUACAGGGGACAGCAUUUCUUCUCUGUGCUUGAUGGGAUUUGAAAUAUGUUGACUCAAAGUGAAAUAUUUAUUUUUUGAAUAAAGGAGAUAAUAGUCUUAAA
Messenger RNA from Peromyscus eremicus (cactus mouse), 837 nucleotides. RefSeq names its product single-pass membrane protein with coiled-coil domains 4 (gene Smco4). Lineage: Eukaryota; Metazoa; Chordata; Mammalia; Rodentia; Cricetidae. Bases 188 to 367 code for a protein of 59 amino acids. The transcript has 2 exons. The record is from RefSeq and is a predicted model, not a curated record.